Kwoniella mangroviensis CBS 8507 is the source of this 5292-nucleotide messenger RNA. RefSeq lists its product as uncharacterized. Gene Ontology annotation, biological process: phosphatidylinositol phosphate biosynthetic process. Lineage: Eukaryota; Fungi; Basidiomycota; Tremellomycetes; Tremellales; Cryptococcaceae. Gene Ontology annotation, molecular function: 1-phosphatidylinositol-3-phosphate 5-kinase activity. The transcript has 11 exons. Gene Ontology annotation, cellular component: endosome membrane; fungal-type vacuole membrane. The coding region runs from base 1 to 5292 and encodes 1763 amino acids. The record is from RefSeq and is a predicted model, not a curated record.
AUGUCGUCCCCUCAUCCUCCUUCUCCCGCUUCCCCUCCUACCCCCUCGUCUCCGUCCAAGCCCCUCCCGAUAAAACCUUUCCCGCCUCGUUCAGCCUCACCACCACCUCCACCUCGGAAAAACGCAGCUGGACUCCCUCCGACCUACUUGCGCCAUCUGCGUGGACUACUUCACCAAUGGCUUGAACAGCAGGUCCAAGCAGACAGGAAUACUGGAUUACCUGCUGGGAGGAAGAACGAUUUUGUCGAGGAAGAACGUCUGUGGUCAGAAGGUAAGGUGAAGGUUCUGGAAAAGGCGAUAUGGGAAGGGGCUAUUGUACCUCGGAUAACCCGAGAGAAUGGAAGGAAGGGAAGAGCGUUACUGGAGUUGGAUUGGGCAGAAUAUACCAGAGGUGCAACCAAGCGAAAGGCUGUCUGGAAGGCAAGUCAAGAAAAGAAGAUCUUAGCCGAAGAUAUACCAGACAAUCUCAGAUCAGAGGGGAGUAGAAAAGGUGCCAAGAGUGGAAAACAGAGUCGCAAAGGUUCGGUGAACGAGUUUGACCCGUCUGGGAAAGGCAGAUUGACCAUUCCUGGUUCUCCUCUUCCUCCUUCCCUUACAUCAUCGACACCUUCUCGAAGUACCAGUCGUCCAUCAUCGGUCGCAUCGAGUUCUCAUUCCACCAAUAUAAUCCCAGAUCCCUCUACAUCUUUUCGCCCCAUCGAUCACAGGAAAGGAAAUGACGAAGAUGCGGAUGACGAAGAUGAGCAGCGAAGAGAAUGGUGCCAGGUUAUUAGUGGUAUGAAGGGGUAUGUCAGACUGUCUUUGCCAAAGAAAGAUGAGUGGGAAGUUGUGGAACACGACUUCCCAAAAUAUGGUACUAUCCAGCGCGAUGUGCCUGGUGCUUUCCCGCAAUCUUCAAUACACGAGUGUCGGUCUUCCGAAGACAGAUUACAUCUCACCGCUUCAUCAUCCAGAACUCGUUUUUCUGACCUCGGUCUACCUACUCCUGCUUCGUUACCGGAUCAACCUCGUCUCGACACUGAGUUACUCAAACCAGUGUUCUGUCUUCACUUUCCAUCACCGACACGUCAAGAGGCCAGCAGUAGCACCUUGCGGCUAAAACGGGAUAACUCUCUGAGCAAGAAAUCUGUGUCAAGCAUUGACUCGGAUGGAGGAAAUAAGAAAUGGUGGAGUGGAUCAGGUGGGAGAUGGAGUGAGAUGACUAUCGGACCCAAAACAGAGGUCAAAACGGAGUUCCAGCCUGAAGUUGAUUUCGUAGAAGGUCAAUUCGCCUUGCCAUCUCAUGGCAUCAGUAGCGGAGCCUGGAGGCAGGGUACGCUGAAAAGGCCAAGCAAGAAGAGAAUAAGUAUCUUUCAUUCAUUCAAUGGUUCACCGGAAUCUUCAACUUCCUUACGCGAUGAUUCGACCAAUGCAACGUCAGAUGCGGAAACCGAAACAGACCGAUCCGCUACUGAAGGGACGGAAGCUGGCCAUUCUUCGACUUGGUCUGGUACAGAGAAAGAUCAUGAAACGUCUGAUAGAGGAGCUUUAUCAUUGGUCAUAUCUGGUCUGGAAGAUGACAUACCAAGAAAAGAAGCAGAACAAGGCGAAAUUGGUUUAGUUGGAGGAACAUUGGUGGUGAGAGGGUUGCAAAACGAAGAUGAGAAAUUUGCCUUGCAGAAGGUCUUACAGCUUGUGAUGUAUACCAUACAAAGUAUGAUGGUGGAGCUCGAGCUCCUGAACGCCUUUCGAAUACCUCGAGAGCUAGACGAACCACCUCUGCCUCCCAAACCCUCCUUGGGCAUCGCUUCGGUCCCUCACUCUCCAACAAGACCUCGAGGAUCUGGCGACUUGCAUCGCAAAGGUUCGCUCCAGGAGAGAGGGGGGAAAUCGAAAGGAUUCUUCCACCGCUUAGGGAAAGAUACAAAACAUGUAUGGGAUGGUUUGAUGGGCAAACGACGCUCUUCCGAGUCUCAUGAACCGCUGCACUUAUUGGCUCCAAAUAGCGACCCACCUCCCGAACUGCCCAUAACACCUCUGUCUGGGAGUAUCUCAAUUUCACAAGAGAGUGCCAUACCUAAUUCAGCAAAUACCUCCACUGCAGGCUUACCAGCGAUAACAACUAUGCAGCACCCAACAGAGAGAUAUCUCAUUGUUCUUUCUAAGCUCGAACAACAGAUACAUUCCACUACCCCUGGCAUGACGCUUCCAAUGCCACCCCUUCUCCUACGAGUUCGAGAGGAAAAUAGGCUUAGACGAGAAAAGGCAAAAGAAGAGGCUGAAGAAGAAGGUAGCCAGGUGGUCGAUGAACUCCCUCCUUCCAGCCCGUCCAUUUUCUCCCCUAGCAAACUUCUGAAUAAUAACAGCAAACCGGUGGAUCCGCUACGCGGACGGGCGAUGAAUUACAGGCUGGGUGGAGAUGUUAGAGCCGGUCUGGGAGCUCUGUCAAGUGAUAUCGAUGGUCUCGAAGGUUGGAUUCGGCUGCAAAGACUGGAAGUCCUUCGUUCGAUAGGGCUGGACCUCACGAUGGAAAAUGGAGAAACAGAGGUACACAUCUGUCAGACGCCUACCUCUUCGACGUAUUUACUCUGGGAUACGGAACGAGACAAGACGAUUCAACAGAUUUUAGACGAAUUGCAAGAGGAGUUAGCGGAAGAGAAUAUGGUUUGUCCCAGACCGGGAUGUACAGCUACUUCAGGGGAGCAUGUCAGGUGGUGGAUACAUUCUGGAAAGAAAGUCACACUGAAAAUCGAGAGUAUGGAGAAACAGGAUAUUGAAGAAGAAGGCAUAGAUGUGUGGACCAAAUGUGGAAAAUGUAGUAGGAUUGGUAAAUCGAGAGAAUUGAGUUGGAACGCCAAAUCACACUCGUGGGGAAAGCUUUUAGAAAUCCUUAUCUACACCGAAAUCCUCCAUCCUUCGACCGACUGCUCUCAUAGCACGUCUAGCUCUUACUACUUCCGCACCUCCAGGCUCGUCAUCUCUUUGAAGGUCGAAUCGAUAUCCAUCCUUGAUACUCGUCUACCUAAACUGCAAGUGGGACCGAAUGUUACCAAGAGAAAAGGAGGGAAAGAAUCCGUGUCUACAACGAUGACAGGUAUCCUUCGCAAAGAGGUAGCGCAGAGAACGGUAGAAAUUCUACACAAUGAGAUCACCGAGUAUUUUGAGGCUGUUGAGCGACAAAUUGACACGCUUGUGAGUCAAAUCUCCGCGCAGCGGUCUCCGGGAGCGGUGGUCAACGAAAAGAAUACCGAAUUGGAUGAUUUGUCAACAUCUGUCAGCAAAUCGAAAGCCGACCUGCUGCAAAUUUUGUCAGAGACCGAACCCAGUCAAGUCAACGACACACGCAGGCGAUUCUCCCAGAAGAUCAACGAUAGCAGAAUGAUGUUAUUUGACUGGCAGAAGAAGUAUGCAGGAGCAGCAGAUACAAAGAACGACCUGGCAAAAUGUGAGCCGGAGUAUGCGAAAGAGAGAGGGACUUUUGCGUUACCUGGUAGUUCCGUCAUAGUCAGGGUUGAUGAACCGGCGUCUAUCAUUGCUUACACCCUUUCGUCAUUGAUCUACUUCACCGAGCUUACGAGUACUGCUAAAUCCAUUGCGGCUCAAUCAGAUGAUGGCCUAUCGACCUCUGCAGCUGUCAAGAGUGAAGCACCUGUAGCCGAGAAGAGCAAAUCUGCCACAGGCGCUACCGAAGAUACCUGGUCUGUCGAAGUCAAGCGGCGCGACACGCCGCGAGACCUGCUGAGUUUACGGACCAUCACCAAAAAGAAGUCUGAUAUCCAACUGCCCCAGCCUCCGAAGCCGCCAUUAGGUCUUUCACUCGCUCCGAACGCCCCUUCGUUGGAGCUCUCAUUGGAACAGGUUGAAGGGAAAACGCAGUCAUCUGACCGAUUAGGUGAACUAGUGAAGACGAUCAGUAAAGCUACUGCUCAAGAUCCGACCCUCACGAUAAGCUCGCCAUCCGGUGUAGCAAAAGCUCUUGCUGCAGCAGAGUCGGAUACCGAUGCAAUGCCUCGAGUUCGAUCAUCACCUAGAGGCAUGCGUAGGUUGAUGGGUGAUACCGAUCGACCAGCCCCACCAUCGGCUUUCCGACCUACCACUCCUCGAAGCGUGUCCAGCACCUCCAUCCCACCCUCAACUCCUACCUCAUCACAUCUGGUCCCGUCCGCUUCAGCACAGACUCCUGGCCAUAACCAAAAAGAAGGAUGGGGUUCUGUCACUUCGUCAUUCAGUAACUCUUUCAAUCAGCUACUGAGACUUGGUAGUGAUGUCGGCGAGUCUAUCGGUUCUAUCAGGGUAAAGGGUACCGACAGAUCUCUUUCAUCUUUGAUUGGACUGUUGGGCAUGCUAUCGACUAUCGACAAUCCAUUAUCUUCCAUAGAUGAUAGACCACAUAUCCAAUUUUCUUAUACACUGGGAGAUUGCCUGAGAUUAGGAUGUACUGUCUACUAUGCGACGGCGUUUGACACUCUUAGAAGGAGAUGCGCAAUCGAUAGGAGCUUGAUUCAAAGUUUGAGUAGAACGAACGCUUGGGAUGCUCAAGGUGGAAAGAGCAAGGCUGCAUUCUUCAUGACCACUGAUAAAAGGUAUAUCGUCAAGGAGCUGGUGACCAAGUGGAAUGUCAGUGAUAUGCAUGCUUUGUUGGAUAUUGCGCCUCAGUAUUUCGAUCAUCUCGCCGGGACGCAUAACAAAGCUACUUCUUUGGCUAAAAUAGUUGGCUUCUAUACUGUGAAAAUUAAUGAUCUAAAAUCUGGAACGAGACGUCAGAUGGAUCUGUUGGUGAUGGAGAAUCUGUUUUACAAGCAAAGUAUCUCUAGGACAUAUGACCUCAAAGGUAUAGAAGGUAGAAGAGUGAACAAAACGUCCAGAGGCGAAGCAGACACUAAGAUCGAGAUUAAACCUGAGAUGACACUUUUCGAUGGAGAAUGGUUGGAAGGAUUACAAAAAGACUUGGUAUUACUUCAACCUCACGCUAAGAGGAUACUUCAAGAAGCCAUAUCGCUAGAUACAAAAUUCCUCUCUUCGCAAUCGAUUAUGGAUUACUCACUGCUUAUAGGCAUGGACGAAGGGAAACAUGAGUUGGUGGUGGGAUUGGUUGAUGCCAUUGGGAGUUAUAAUCUGUUCAAGAAUAUUGAAAGUCGAGGGAAAUUAGCGCUGAAUAGAGGUGGAGAAGUGACUAUAAUUCCACCCGAUCAAUAUCGCGAUAGAUUCGAGAAUGCUCUCAAGCAUUACUUCAUCGCUUGUCCCGAUAAAUGGUCAAAACCUUCUCGGAGAAGUGGAAUGAAGAAAUUUGAUGGUUUACCAUCAGUGCUGUAG